GGGCUGAUCCCAGGGGUCUCGUGGGAAUGCACGAGGCCACGGGCGGGGUUUCCACGGCCGCUAACCCACCCUCGCUGACUGCGAGUCGAACACCGCGGUGAGGCGGCUCUCCGACCUCACUCACCCGGAAGGUUAGACUUGGCGUGAUGAGUGGACUGUGGGUUCUGGGUUUGAGUCUUUUUGCGUUCUGCUCCGUACAGCCGCCCUCCGUUGCUCUUCCCGCCAAUAAAUGCUGGCUGUCUCCCCGCUUCCGCAAAGUCUGCGGAUUUGAGGGAAUCUCCGGACGCCAGUGUGUUUUAAGAGGCUGCUGCUUUGAAGAGGGGAAUAUUGAUGUACCAGCGUGUUUUCAUUCCCUGGACAAUAUUCCCAAAUGCACCGAGGACGGGCGGGUGUUGGUCGCCAUCUCCAAGGAUCUGACGCUGCCUCCUGUGAACCUGAGCACGGUGUAUGUUACGAGUGGGACCGGGACGGGGGCCGAGGCCGAGUGCCGCCCUACCGCGGUUUCUGCCCACGCUGUACUCUUCCAGUUCGCGCUGACCAAGUGUGGUACCACUCAGCGGGUGGACGGAGGAAAGGUUGUGUACGAAACGGACGUGUUGGGACAGUUUGAGAUCUUGGGUGGAGCUUUUGGCUCGGUGAGUCGGGACAGUACCUUCAGGCUCCAUGUGCGGUGCAGUUACCAGGGGGAUCAAAAGUCCGACCUCGAGGUGACGCCCCGUGUUUAUACCCUUUCUCCGCCACCGCCGGCCACUGCGAUCGGGCCCCUGCUGCUGGAGCUGAGAAUAGCGCGAGAUGGCGGCUAUAGGAGGUGGUAUGCGGCCCGUGACUACCCGAUCGUGAGUGUGCUGCGAGACCCUGUGUUUGUAGAGGUUCGUGUCCUGAACCGCAACGACCCGUCCCUUGUGCUGGUUCUCAAUGAGUGCUGGGCGACCCCUGGGCCGGAGCCGCAUUCGGAUCUCCGCUGGGACCUUCUGGUGGACAGAUGCCCAUUCGCUGGUGACAACUACAAAACCCGCCUAGUCCCGGUGGACGCGGCUUCCCAUUUGCGCUUUCCAACGCACCAUCAGCGGUUCGUCGUCAACACUUUCGCUUUCUGGGACCGGCUUUCGACCCGCGCCCUGAGCGGGGAGGUUUAUUUCCACUGCAGCGCUGAGGUUUGUUCGCCCCCUGCUCCGGAGAACUGCAUGGCGCCCUGUGGUCACAAGAAGCGAAGAAGCGCCUAUGAGCGGGCUGGGGUCUUGAUGGCAGCUGCUGGACCCAUCAUUCUGCAAGAUGAGGAACGCUUGUCUACGGAACACCGCCAAGGGGAUGGAGAUGCUGCCGUUGAUUCCCCGUCCUGGGUCAUUCCUGGAGUGGCGGCCGGGGCAGCGCUGCUCUCCGUGUCCCUGUUGAUCGGCACUGUGGCUUUGUGGUAUCAGGAGACGGGUGACAGGGCGGGCCCUGUAGGCAAAUCCAUUGAACUGUAGAUGUUUGCGUUGGUGAAUAAACUGAUGUUGUGACUGAUGCUGCCUCUCCAGUGGCUCU
Messenger RNA from Mobula hypostoma (lesser devil ray), 1524 nucleotides. RefSeq names its product zona pellucida sperm-binding protein 4-like. Gene Ontology annotation, molecular function: acrosin binding; structural constituent of egg coat. Gene Ontology annotation, biological process: binding of sperm to zona pellucida; prevention of polyspermy. Gene Ontology annotation, cellular component: egg coat. Bases 147 to 1466 code for a protein of 439 amino acids. Lineage: Eukaryota; Metazoa; Chordata; Chondrichthyes; Myliobatiformes; Myliobatidae. The transcript is spliced from 9 exons. The record is from RefSeq and is a predicted model, not a curated record.